AUGAAAAUGAAGCGAAUUCUUGUCACAGGGGGAGCAAAUGGACUUGGCCGACAUAUGGCAACAAAGUUUCUCUCUAGAGGCUUCUAUGUAACAUUAGCAGAUAACGAUACGACGUCUCUAAAAGUACUCGAGCAACUACUUACAAAUGAUUCUUCCGUAUUUCCACCUGAUUCUGGUCGCUCAGCUCAAAGUCACGCUUUAUUUUAUAAUUGUAAUGUCAACGAUGAAGUAUCCGUAUCUUCAUGUAUCGCUGCUACUGUUGAGAAAUUUUCCGGUAUAGACGCCCUCAUUAAUAAUGCUGCUCUUGCAAGUCCAUGGAUCGGCGGCAGAGACAAUCCUGAUACAUCGUUUGACGACGUGCCAAUUUCAAAUUUUCGUAGCUUCAUAGAGACAAAUCUUAUUGGUCCCUACAUUUGUUCUCGUUACGCUGCUCCACAUCUUCGUGCUUCAAAAGGUUGCAUAAUCAAUAUCUCAUCCACCCGUGCUCUCCAAUCCGAGGCCAACAAUGAAGGCUAUUCUGCAAGCAAAGCUGGACUCAUUGGACUUACACAGGCAAUGGCUGUUAGUUUCUCAGGUUCUGGUGUUAGAGUCAAUGCGGUCUCACCCGGAUGGAUCGAUGUCCGUCAUAUGAAUACGAAGCAAUUGGCUCAACAUGGUGAAUCAACUCUUAUUCCUCCUCUAACGGAAUCAGAUCAUUCACAACAUUCUGCUGGUCGUGUUGGUGUACCCGAAGAUAUUACAAAAAUCGUAGAAUUUUUAGUAGAUGAUGUUAACGGAUUCAUUACAGGGCAGAACUUUGUCGUCGAUGGUGGUAUGACUAAGAAGAUGAUUUAUCACGAAUGA
Molecule: messenger RNA, 843 nt
Organism: Rotaria sordida
Lineage: Eukaryota; Metazoa; Rotifera; Eurotatoria; Philodinida; Philodinidae
Source: the annotation of a GenBank genome assembly